Messenger RNA from Opisthorchis viverrini, 731 nucleotides. RefSeq lists its product as hypothetical. The record is from RefSeq and is a predicted model, not a curated record. Gene Ontology annotation, biological process: mitochondrial respiratory chain complex I assembly; mitochondrial electron transport, NADH to ubiquinone. Gene Ontology annotation, cellular component: membrane. NCBI's taxonomy places the organism in Eukaryota, Metazoa, Platyhelminthes, Trematoda, Opisthorchiida, Opisthorchiidae. Gene Ontology annotation, molecular function: 4 iron, 4 sulfur cluster binding; NADH dehydrogenase activity. The coding region runs from base 253 to 666 and encodes 137 amino acids. The transcript is spliced from 2 exons.
AUAAGACUACCGGCAAUUUGAAAAUGACCUUGACGUUAUCUCGGUGCUUACGGCGAUCAGCCAGCGCAGUGUUUAUACGAUGUCUUAGUGUAGGUCAACACAAAGGCGGUUACAAAUUAGCUGUAAAACCAGAUGAAGAAGAAACUAUUCAAUCUGGUUUAGACUCUCUUACGCGGCUGCUGCUACUAUCAGAAAUAGCCAAAGGUAUUACAGUUCAGAUGCAAUAAAUCCUUUUUCUCGAUAGGCUUUAGAAUGGUCCUCGGCAUGCUGUUUAAAGAACCGGCCACAAUUAACUAUCCGUUCGAAAAAGGCCCCCUGAGCCCCAGAUUUCGGGGUGAGCACGCUUUGCGACGUUAUCCGAGUGGCGAAGAUUGCAAGCUCUGUGAAGCUAUUUGCCCGGCGCAAGCUAUCACUAUAGAAGCAGAACCAAGGGCUGAUGGCAGUCGUCGCACAACUCGAUACGACAUAGAUAUGACCAAAUGCAUUUAUUGUGGGUUUUGCCAAGAAGCCUGUCCUGUCGAUGCCAUCGUCGAGGGCCCCAACUUUGAAUACUCAACGGAAACUCACGAAGAAUUGUUGUACAACAAAGAAAAGCUCCUACAAAACGGUGAUCGAUGGGAAGUGGAGAUCGCGGAAAAUUUGAAAGCAGAUUAUCUGUACCGCUGAUGACGAAGCCGGUGGUUCUGUUUAGUCUUUCGUCAGCCGUGCAUUAGAAUACAUCUCCCCUUUCA